Rotaria sp. Silwood1 is the source of this 1119-nucleotide messenger RNA. The record is from the annotation of a GenBank genome assembly. NCBI's taxonomy places the organism in Eukaryota, Metazoa, Rotifera, Eurotatoria, Philodinida, Philodinidae.
AUGUCAACAUUAACCAAUAAUACUAGAAAUCGAAUCUCAUCUUCAUCAAAUAAUACAAAUUUUUCUCAAUCAUCAUCAUCAUUCAUUAAUAAUAAUAAUAAUGAAACUCCUAAUACAACAAAUGAUGCUGAUAUAUCAUCAUCAACAACAUCAACAUCAACUACACUUGGAUUAACAGCCAUGGGUUUAGCUGCUGUUACAGCCAAUAAUACAUCAUCAAAUUCAUCUAGUACAGAAUGUGAUUCAAAACGUAAUAAUGUAUCAUCAAAACUCGAUGAUCAUUAUGCUAGUUUUUAUGCUUUAAAUCGAACAUUACCUCCACCACCACCUUCAACAGGAACAUCUCCAUUUAAUAUUAUUAAUCAAUCAUCAAAUCAUAAUUUACAAUUUGUUACUAAUCCAACAGGUCAUUCUGAUAGUGGUGCAUUUAAAAAAAUAAAACAUGAAUCUCUUCUAUUAAAUACUCAUCCAUAUCAUCAACUUCAACCAUAUAAUCCUCAUUAUCAUCAAAUAUCUUCUCUUUCAUCUAAUAAUACAAAUAAUCUUUCACCAACACAUUCCUCAAAUUCAAGUCAAUCAUCACAUCAUUCAUUAUCAAAUCCUGCUAGUCAAUGUCCAACACCAGCUCGACGACGACAUCGAACAACAUUUACACAAGAACAAUUAGCUGAACUUGAAUCAGCAUUUGGAAAAAGUCAUUAUCCAGAUAUAUAUUGUCGAGAAGAAUUAGCACGAGUCACAAAAUUAAAUGAAGCUCGCAUUCAGGUUUGGUUUCAAAAUCGAAGAGCUAAAUAUCGAAAACAAGAAAAACAAUUACAAAAAGCUUUAUCACCGGUUCUUUCACCAUGUAAUGCAAUGAUGAGAAAUUUUUAUCAAACAUCUACUGCAAGACCCUAUCAAUAUGCAACAACAGGAACAUCAGUAAGUGGAACAAAUAAUGUUGUAUCGAAUCAAAUUCGUUAUCCACCAACGGCUGUUGCUUAUUCACAGUUUUCACCACUUACAGCUGCUGGUAUUCGACAGGACAAUCCAUUACCUUUUCAAGAUACUGAUUGGUAUAAUAAAAGUUUAUCUUCAUUCCGUGUUGAUCAUACAUCAAUGCUUCACUAUCCAGCUUGA